Messenger RNA from Pelmatolapia mariae (spotted tilapia), 822 nucleotides. It is a transcript of the gene nme6, whose product is annotated as NME/NM23 nucleoside diphosphate kinase 6. Gene Ontology annotation, cellular component: mitochondrion. The coding region runs from base 274 to 822 and encodes 182 amino acids. The transcript is spliced from 6 exons. Gene Ontology annotation, biological process: negative regulation of cell growth; UTP biosynthetic process; negative regulation of mitotic nuclear division. The record is from RefSeq and is a predicted model, not a curated record. Lineage: Eukaryota; Metazoa; Chordata; Actinopteri; Cichliformes; Cichlidae. Gene Ontology annotation, molecular function: nucleoside diphosphate kinase activity.
ACGAACGGACAGACCGAGCACCGACUGGUUCAGCUAAUUUUCACAUUUUUAGCGUUGUUUUUGGUGUAAUUGAACAAGCAAGGAUGCAGACUAUAUUCACACGCUACAGUUGUAGAUAACCGCUAACUCCACAAAGUUACGUGUUUUUAUUUGCAACAGUAUUUGCACAGCGUUUUUAUUUAACAGUAUGUCGGCGGCUGUUGCUCUGCUCCCCUUUAAAAACUGAUUGUUUUUUCUUUUUUUGGACAGAAGUCACAACAGAGUCUUUAGAUAAUGUUGCUGACAAGUGCUCGCCUGUCCAAAGUGCUGCAGCUCACCCUGGCGGUCAUCAAACCAGAUGCUGUGGCUCAUCCUUUGAUGCUAGAGGCUCUUCACCAGAGAAUUCUAGACAACAACUUUGGGAUUGUUAGAUGCAAAGAUCUGGUCUGGAGACGACAGGACUCUGAGAGUUUUUAUGCUGAACAUUCAGGGAGAUUCUUCUAUCAAAGACUUGUUGAAUUCAUGUCAAGUGGGCCAAUGCGAGCGUACAUUUUAGCCAGGGAGGAUGCCAUAAGCCACUGGAGAGAACUGAUGGGGCCGACCAAAGUGUUCAGAGCCAGAUUCAACUCGCCUGCUUCCAUCAGGGGCCAGUUUGGACUCACAGACACAAGGAACACAACUCAUGGUUCAGAUUCUCUUGAGUCGGCUCAAAGAGAGAUUACUUUCUUCUUCCCAGACUUCUGUGCAGACGAGUGGAUGAAAAAGGAGGAGCCAUUGUUUAGAUCAGGGCAGAUCCGUUAUGACCAUCAAAACCAGAUUCACACACUUUCAUUGUCAAGCUGA